GAGGGGGGUGUGCGCAGCCCGUGUCAGUUUCGGAGUCCUGGCUGUUCACCUUCGCGUCUCCGGGAUCCUGAGCCCAGCUUCCCGCUGAAGCUUUUUCCCUCCUCGGCGGGCGAACUGGGCGCCCCCACCCUGUUCUGCAGCGCGCUGCAUCUCCCCCAGCCCGGGGCCCCUUCCUGUGUUUCUUCUGUGGUGUACUGAUCCAGGGGACUUUCUGUCUGUUUUCUCCUUUUCCCUCUUUGUUGCUCUAAAACCAUUUAAGCCCAAACCCGCCGCGCAGGAGGGAGUUCGGUUUCUCCAGAAAGGCGGCUGCCGCGGGCUACACCGGCCCCUCCUGCGGACCCGAAAGCCGGUGCGCCCACCCCACCUGCCCUACCCGCCGCCUGCCUUCGUUCGCCGGAGGAAGCCAGCCGAGAGUUCAUUGAUGCACCCAUUCCAGUGGUGUAACGGGUGUUUCUGUGGCCUGGGACUGGUUAGUACCAACAAGUCCUGCUCCAUGCCACCCAUCAGUUUCCAGGACCUUCCUCUCAACAUCUACAUGGUCAUCUUUGGUACGGGCAUCUUCGUCUUCAUGCUCAGCCUCAUCUUCUGCUGCUAUUUUAUCAGCAAACUCCGGAACCAGGCACAGAGUGAACGAUAUGGCUAUAAGGAGGUGGUACUUAAAGGAGAUGCCAAGAAGUUGCAAUUAUAUGGGACCUGCGCAGUCUGUCUGGAAGACUUCAAGGGGAAGGACGAGCUGGGUGUGCUCCCUUGCCAACAUGCCUUUCACCGGAAGUGUCUGGUGAAGUGGCUAGAAGUACGCUGCGUCUGCCCUAUGUGUAACAAGCCCAUUGCUGGGCCCUCGGAGGCCACUCAGAGCAUCGGGAUCCUGUUGGACGAGCUGGUGUGAGCACCGCUUCUGUGCCAAGACCUGGAAAAGACCUCCUGCCCCACGGGUGCCUGAUCCCUCUGCACAGCUGCAGUGAACAAGGACUGUUGGGUGGUGAUUGCCAUGCUUACCUGAAGGGGCAGGGGUGCAGGGCUGGUCUCCCAGCAUCAGGGUGAGACCAGCAUCGCCCCACCUCUCUGCCCCUGAAGCCGCUUCCCUACUACUCAGAACUAAUGGCGUCCCCCAUAAAGAACACUGUAUCCUGGUACUGGAUUGUCUGCCUGCCUGUCCCUGCUGGGGAAAGCCAUCCACGCUUAUCUGGCUGAGCGCUUGGAGUUCACCCCCUGAGGGUUCCCCUUAGGAGGACAGGCUGCCCUGACCUCGAAGAAGGGUUAAGAUGGGCCCUGCCCCCCCUGUCACCUCCCUCCCCUCUUCACUCCUUGCCUAGGAAGGUGAGAAGGGGAGGAAGGAAUGAUCAAGGAACCAUCAAGGAACCAAGUGCCUCCACUGGAAGUGAGAGAGGCUCUGUAGGAAGUCAGGAAGAGCAGGGGACACAGAAAAAAGGAAAGUCAAUGUUUACAUGGGGCCUGUGGAAAUAAAGGCUGGUGGGCAGGCCUGCUGACUACAGGGUACUGGAGGGCAAAGGCCUUCCCCCUGCUAGGAUCUGUGGUGCUAUCCGUUCACUCUCUUCCUCGGUUAAUCUCAGAGCGUCCUAUGCCGUGUUGGGGUUUGGGUGCCCCUCGAGAGGAAGGGCUUGUUCUACACUCAUGAAUUCCCAGGGGCUUUUUCUAAAGGAGCAAAAGGGGCCUGGGGAUGGGGGUGUCUGUCUGAAGGUUAAUUAAGGUAGCAGCAGAUACCUUCUUCCCCUUUGUAAAUAGUAUUUUUAUACUUCAUCCUCACCAUCUCAGGCUUUAUACAUGGAACCCCUGAAUGGAGGGGGUAGGGUUUUCUCUCCCCGACCUGGAGUAGGUGAGGGGUGGGACAAAGGUAUGUAUUUAAAGAAAAUUAAAUUUAAUAACAAGUUUCUCUAACUUUUUGCCUGUGGUUAUGGCCUGUGUCUCUUGGCCCUUUUCUGCCAGCAAAGGAAAAAAGUUCUCUUACCGCUGCUUCUCACUUCUCCAUACUCAAAACACAUGCCCAAAGGUUCCCAAAUCUUAAAAAGAAAAACUGAUGUCAGGUUAUUACCUGUAUGCCAUAGGACUAACAUCCAUGUACUUUAAGGCCUGAUUACAAUAUUCUAGAAAUGAGCUGAAUGAGCCUGGCUUCAGGAAAGGUGAUGCGUGCCACCAUGGUGUGUGAAAAAAUGCCAAGCUUAGUAAAACUUGAAAUUAAUAAAAUCCCACACGACAUUCAAGUAAUUGUGCUCUUACCACCACUCAAGGUCCGGGUUGCUACCACAGAAGCUUGAUUGCUUUCCCUUAUUAGUUUUUUCUCACCUCCUUGCUGACAAUCAUGGACACAUGCUACCCUCCUAUACCAACAUCUCUGAAGUGUUGCGUCAACAAAUUCAUGCCCCCGUGUGUGCUCGGAUCUUUUACCCAUGCCCUCCACCUUUGCGAGAUCUCAGUGUCUCAAGGGAGUGUGGAAUCACUAAUGGAUAUGCAAAAUGGACUAGGAGGGCCGAGAACAAUUUUCUUGGCCAUCAUGAGCAUGGAGCAGGUGGGCUGUGGUUCCCCAGGGUGGCCAAUGGUCAUCCCAGGAAGCAAGCCCUGGGUACUGUGCACACUAGGAAUAUGGAGCAGAGUA
Mirounga angustirostris (Northern elephant seal) is the source of this 2611-nucleotide messenger RNA. It is a transcript of the gene RNF122, whose product is annotated as ring finger protein 122. Bases 422 to 886 code for a protein of 154 amino acids. Lineage: Eukaryota; Metazoa; Chordata; Mammalia; Carnivora; Phocidae. The transcript has 6 exons. The record is from RefSeq and is a predicted model, not a curated record.